Messenger RNA from Clarias gariepinus (North African catfish), 3374 nucleotides. RefSeq names its product protein phosphatase 1 regulatory subunit 15B (gene ppp1r15b). The coding region runs from base 1023 to 3080 and encodes 685 amino acids. Gene Ontology annotation, cellular component: endoplasmic reticulum; protein phosphatase type 1 complex. The record is from RefSeq and is a predicted model, not a curated record. The transcript has 2 exons. Gene Ontology annotation, molecular function: protein phosphatase regulator activity. NCBI's taxonomy places the organism in Eukaryota, Metazoa, Chordata, Actinopteri, Siluriformes, Clariidae. Gene Ontology annotation, biological process: response to endoplasmic reticulum stress.
CGACGCUCCCUAACUGUGCGUUUCGAGUAAGUUCGGAGUUUAUUGACGGUGCCUUAGUCUGUCUGAUGAAAUCUCCUCUUGUUAGCCCUGGGCUUUUCUCUGCCAGAGGAAGAGAGAGGGGGAAAAACGGAACUGGAAAAACUACAGCUGAAUCUGUUGGCGAAUUAGAAAAAUUCAGAGUCCUUCCAGUCAUAAUUUUAAACGAUUCGUUGUUUUCUUUUGUUUCUUUGUAAAUCGACGUUUAAAAGAAACGCAUGUUAAUUUUGCCAACGCGGAAACUCGGCUUCUGCUUCGUGUUCGGCGCGCAGUCUCAUCUCACCAGCGACACACGGCCAGCUUCAGGAUCGCCUUAUAAAACCAACAUGGCUUGUAAAUUGACGUCCGAGUUGAGAAGUGUGGAAUAUGUCAGCUCGAUCCUCAUCACGCCAUCCUCCGUUCCUGUCUCUUCUGUUCUCAAAAAGCGUGCGACUUUAACGAAUCCCCAGAAUACAGCUGCUGUGAAGAUGAACAUGGCGAACGUGGGCGCCGACUGCUUGCACUGUUGGUUUGCAUGGAGAGAAAACCGGCAACAUGCCCUUGUCGUUUAAACAAUAUGGACACUUCGGGAAUUUGACAAUAUUAAACACGGACAGUAUUCUGAACUGCGACACUUUGUUGAUGUCCACUUUUGUUAGUUAUUCGGUAGCUAAUAUUUAGCAGCACAAAUUAAAUAUAAGGGUUCCGCACUCGCGUGCUAGGCUAAUGCUAACGUCGUCCAGCUGGCGCUGAAACUUACUCCAACCACAGGUAUUUCCCACAAUUUUACUUAACUAGUUUACGUCUAAAGUCUGACUUUACCCUUAUAUUUAACAGUUAGGUAUUAAACUAGUUUCGUUUAAAAAAAAAAAAAAAAGGGAAAAUACUUUACUAGCCCAGCUCACUAGCUAAGGUCUAAGAAGUUACCGGUAACAUCAGUUUACACCGUUUUUUCAGUUUCCUAACUCUAUUUAAUUAAUAGUUUGGAUUUAUUAAUAUAUAUUAUAAUGUUUAAAAGUAUGAGCUCAGAGGAACACUUCUCUAAGAGGGGGUCCGGGCCCGCCGCCGCCGCUAGCAUUGAGGUGGGGAGCGACCGUUCGGCUAGCUCGUGGAUUAGCAUGCUGUCAGCGCUGUCUAGGCCUGCGUGGUCGCUCCUGCAGAAAUAUUUCCCAGCAGGACCGCAGGCAGGAAAACCCAACAUUGACUUUGGACAUACGUUAAUGGCAGGUCUUGAUAACUUCAUGCCUUCUGACCAGAGCUCCACUCACCUGCGUGUAGCUUAUGUUCACUGUCAGCAUGAAAACGGCGGGUUUCUGACUUCCGGCGAUGCAGAACCUCUGAGCUGGCUGACAGCAGACUCUCUGAGAGAACUAGGGAUUCAGGACAGCGUGAAUAUGACUUUCAAGGCUCACCAAACAGCCCCAGCUGAAUACAGGUACCUUGCGUUGGCGAGAAAGUUCCUUGGCCAGUUCCUCUCACCAAAAGAAGCAAAGAACAGCGAGCCCAAGUUUGGCAUUUGGUACCCGAAUCCAGCCUCGAGCGGCUCUAACACCUGGUGGUGGCAGGGACUUUGGAGAUCUGACGACCUGCAAAAUCCUCUCGAUGCUUUGUACCAGACUAAAACCACUGCAAAUGCUGAAACAAACUCCCCGCAUUGUAAUAAGCACCUCAUGUGUGAACCAGAUUCCCAGAGGUCACCUGUCCUAUCUGAUCGACCGUUAGGACCCAGCAGCCAGACUGAAUGGGCAAACGGCGAAUGUGCUGGACCGUCACGCUUCAAAGAGUCAGCUGAUCAUGCAAGCCUUCACACAGCCAGGCUGGAAUUCCUCCCAAACCCUUUAGCUCAUGAACACAGCAUCGAAGAGCAUCUGGUCGGUACCAGAGCUGCUGCCGCCUGCAGUGAGGUGGCAGUUCUGACCCCGGAUCAGGACCAUGGAUACUCCAGCUUGGAGGAAGAAAGUGCCAAUGCAAGGCAGUGUAAUAUGAAUGCUGUUUGUGAGUUGUCAGGCCAUGAGAGCUCUGCUGCUUCUCAGGCUGGCGAUCAUGGGCACGGUGGAGAGGGGGACAAAUCUGCUGGCAACACUCAUUGCAUUAAGAGGGUUGUGAACAAGGAAGAUGAAAAGGGAGAGGAGAACGAGCAAAACAAUGAGCUUGAGGUUGUACCUGAGGUUGUGCCAGUCCAGUCCAUCCCUCACUGUCAGAACAAGGCGAUCGCUUACAUCAUGGGCACCCCCUGCAGCGACGAGUCGGACGUGGAUGACAACAGUGACGACGACGAUGACGGCUUUGACAGUGACGAUUUGGAUAACUAUUCUGACUCUGAGGACCUAGACGACAGUGAUGAUGAGGAUGAGGAGGAUGAGGAGGAUUCAGAAUCUGAUGAACUGGACUCAGAGAGUGAAAGACUGUGGAAUUCCAUGUGCCAAACCAGGGACCCCUAUAACCCUCGCAACUUCACCGCCCCAAUUCACACAUCCCAGAAGCUUGGUGCAUCCGUGGUGAACUCGUCUCCUGUGGGAUCCCCAGUAGAACCCGAUUCCUUUUUGUGUUCCUCCCCAUCAUCUCUUUCUUCACCUCUGGAAGAAACCUUGAACGACAUGGAGUCAAGCGAAGAAGGCUGUUCGUCGAUGGAUGAAGCUGAGAGUUUGAAACUUUGGAACUCCUUCAGCUGCUCUUCAGAUCCCUACAGUCCCAUGAACUUUCAGGCGUCAGUCAGGACUCGGCCUCCAGCGAGACAGCGCUGUAAAAAAGGGAAAUCGGUCGAGCCUCUGCUUUAUAGAAAAGAGGAGGCAGAGGAGAGAAUGGACAGCGGAUUCUCAGAGACCACCACUGUCCAUGGCCUCGAAAGUGCGGCAGCUGUCAGGCUAAAAAAGGUGACGUUCAUAGAGGAAGUCGAGGAGUUCUACGCCAGCAGUGACGAGGAGCGGCGCGGCCCGUGGGAGGAAUAUGCCCGAGACCGCUGUCGCUUCCAUCGUCGCAUUCAGGAAGUGGAGGAAAGCAUCAGUUACUGCCUGUCUCCCAAUUUCCGCCUUAACAUCUUACAGAGACUCUACCCUACUAGCUGAUUAAGUUAUUUUUAGUUUAUUUUAUUUUAUGGUUUGCCUUUCGUAGUUAUUUUUGAUUGCACGAGACAGAACUACAUAUCGGGUCUAAUUCAGGGUGAAGAAGAGGCAAAGAAUUGGAGGGGGGGGAAAAACUGAAAGCAUAAAGACUCCCGUGUUGCAGCUUCAUCAGUGUGUGUUAGGGUCCAACGCUUCACUUGAGUCAUACAGUAAAGAACCAUUGUUCUGUGGAGAACUUCAGUAAUGCAGCAUCUUGAUCACCACAAUGACUAAUAAAGGGAAGAAAUACUUCUGUUA